UUCUCCCAGUCUUUUGCGGUCCGCCAUUACUAAAAACGAACUGUCGAAGCACCUGUGUUAGGUUCGACUUUUUUCAAAAAUACAAUGGGUUUUGUGGCAAAGAGUGUCAGAAUUCAUCGUUCUUCGAACGAUUCACAAUGGCAUUUCUUAUAGACCUUGAGAUCCAUUACAAGAAGCACGCCUUGACACAUCAGAGCUUCGAGUUUAUCACUUUCACUUCGUGAUGUAGACUAUAAACACCCAGAGCUCCCUUACCUGAGGUAAAUUCUUGCCUUUUGGUUUAAAGUACCUCCAAGAUUAAGAGAACACAAGAAACAGAAAGAAGCGCCAAAAAUAGACUCCAACACGAAAAGCAAAGGCUCCACUUCUUCUUUCCUUUUCUAUUAAUUCAAAUGUUUUGUACAUGUGUGGGAUAUUGCUAGCUAUGCUCCGUUAUUUUCAAAGAGAACUGUUUUUCUAUUCUUCAGUGUCUGCUAUUAGAAAAGUUCGAGUCAGUAAGAGUAGGAAGAAGAUGAUAGGACUCGCAAGAAGCCAAGUUUGUCGUUAUUCCAGCGUAAACUUUACGAUGCAAUCGUCAUCCACUGCGAAGCUGAUUAUUUUAGAAGGAAAUAUUGGAGUUGGUAAGACAACUUUAGCUUGUCAACUGGCAAGAAAGCUGGACUACAAGCUUUUCUUGGAGCCUACAACAAAGAACCCUUAUUUAGCGAAGUUUUACGAAGAUCCCAAGAGAUACGCAUUAAAAUUACAGUUAUGGAUAUUUCGCCAGAGAUUUCGUAUGUACAUCAAAGCUGCUAAACAUCUUCUUGAAACAGGACAAGGUGUCUUGCUGGACAGAUCAGUUUUCAGUGAUUGUGUUUUUGCUGAUGUGAAUUUUCAGGAAGGCUCUAUUUCUGAAGAAGGCUACCAGUACUAUAAUGAACUGAAGACCAAAGCCCUGAGAGCUGUUCCUGUACCACAUAUAUUGAUAUACAUUGAUGCAUCACCAGAAACAUGUAAUGAAAGAAUCCAUGGAAGAGGAAGGGACUUUGAAGGAGGAAUACCUCUGGCAUAUCUCAGAGGCUUAGAUAAAGCAUAUAAGAACAUGUUGAAUGAAAUGAGGAGUCAUGAUUGCAAGGUCCUUGUUUAUGACUGGUCAGAUUUUGGCUACCAACAUGAGGUUUCCAAAGAUGUCAAAAAUACUGACUCUAUGAAGUGGCAACAAGACACUUUAACAAGAUUUGCAGAAGUAAUAUCAGACAAGAGUAGGUUAAAUCAAGUUUUGAAUCUUGAUUAUACAAUCCCAGAGGCAGAAUUCACUGACGUGACAGACGAGGAGUGUGACACGCUACAAGCUGAAGAGCACAGAGGACACAAGUUAGAAACAGCAAGGAAAAUUGUCAAACAAAUGAAACAGAUCAAAGAAAGUGUCAUAGUCACCUCGGAAUAAGCCUAUUAACAACUUUAACAUAUUUUUACUGUACCUUUUCAGCUAAGGACAAUUUUUCAUYGUAAAUAUACAUUUAGAUACUGGAAGCUGGAAGCCAGGCAUUAACUUAUUCUCACUAGAAAAUUUUUUAAAUCUUAUAAUAGAGUGCUCACACUGAAUCCGUGAAACAAAUACUAAUUUUUAGCACUAAAUAGUGAUAAUUAAACAAUAGAAAACAAAGGAUUCUGUAUGAAAUAGUACUAAUUAGUACUAUUUAAUGUUCACGGUUUUAGUGCGUGCACUAAAUGUAGUACUAAUACUGUAACUACUAAUGUAGUUUUAAUAAUGCAAAGAAUUUGAUUCUCAGACUUGAUGUUUAUAAAAAAUUCACUUUAGGAAGUCAGACCCUUAGAAAGGGGGACUCGUAUCCUUCACAUUCUUAUUGUUGAUGUAAUAAGAUUAAAAAGAGGAGGGGGAUUCAUUCACACCUUUAAGCCUCACUGGACAACACUGACAACAGACAUGUAUGAUCAAAAAGCAGCACUCAAAGUUAAGAUUCUAUUUAACUGAAUUACCAAGUCUAAAAUUAACUAAGAUUAAGAAUGGAAUGAAUUAAUAUUUCUUAUAUUACCAUAUUCUGAUCUGGAAAAUAUUUAUUAUAGGACACUCGGGCAACUAAGAAUGGUUUUAACCGUGAUUCUUCGGAAAAGGAAGAUAUUGAAUAUACCUGACAAUGUACAGACUAUUCGUAAAGCAACGCCAUCAAACAAAUUCUUUACUUUAAGUAUCCAUUUCGUCUCUGUACUACUUAUUGUUUAGUUUACUAUUCACUGAAAAACAUCAACUUCCAUAUUGAUGGUUGCAAGCAUUCCCAAGCGGCCAUUGUGGUGCCGAUGCAAAUGACAAAUAUUUUGUUAAAUGGCACCAACAUGGCCACGAAGACUUAAGGUGCAAUCAAAGAAUUGAAUGUUUCGCAAUAUACAUGUUUACAAUAAACUUUUCUUAUCUCAUACAUAAAUGUUAAGCGAUUAUUAUCAAUUUUUAUUUGUAUAAUAAAGAAUUUUAUACCAAA
Molecule: messenger RNA, 2477 nt
Organism: Actinia tenebrosa (Australian red waratah sea anemone)
Lineage: Eukaryota; Metazoa; Cnidaria; Anthozoa; Actiniaria; Actiniidae
Product: deoxyguanosine kinase
Biological process (GO): mitochondrial electron transport, NADH to ubiquinone
Cellular component (GO): respiratory chain complex I; cytoplasm
Source: RefSeq, a predicted model, not a curated record